AUGAAGUUUCUGCAACAAAAUUCCCUCACACAAACGUCAAUGUCUCAGCCAGACGAGGAUACCUCCCCGCCACUUCGUCACCCAUAUCUUUCUGGCAACUUUGCACCAAUCCAUCAAACAACAAAUCUCACUCCAUGCACAUAUAGUGGAUGCAUACCGCCAGAGCUGACUGGUGGUCAGUACGUUCGGAAUGGCGGCAAUCCCGUCAGCCACCAAGACCUUGGCAAAGAUGCCCACUGGUUUGACGGCGACGGUAUGCUCUCUGGCGUCUCGUUCAGAAAGACAUCCGCGGAUGGGAAGAUUGUACCAGAAUUUGUCAAUCAGUAUAUCUUGACGGAUUUGUACUUAUCGAGAAAGACGACGUCGGUUGUGUCGCCGAUAAUGCCAAGCAUCACGACCCUGGUAAACCCGCUAUCUACAGUGUUUCAGAUUAUGUUGGCGACCGUCAGGACGAUAUUUCUGGUCAUUCUCUCGAAUCUUCCUGGGUCUCAACAAGCCAUCAAGCGCAUCAGUGUUGCGAAUACUGCUGUCUUGUACCACGAUGGGAGGGCCUUGGCGACAUGCGAAAGUGGACCGCCCAUGAGGAUACAGCUUCCCUCGCUGGAUACUGUCGGCUGGUUCGACGGUGUCCAAGCUGAAGGAGAGCCAGAGAAAUCUCAAGCCAGCAGUGAUGACUCUCCGUUCGGCGGUAGCGGGCUCUUCAGCUUCAUGAAGGAAUGGACGACAGGGCAUCCCAAGGUCGACCCUGUCACUGGAGAGAUGCUUCUAUAUCACAACACUUUCAUGCCACCAUACGUGCACUACUCAGUACUUCCGAAAAGUAACGAAAAUGCGCCUGGGCACAGACUUGUCAGACUUGUCAAUCAGCCGGUUUUGGGAGUAUCUGGCGCUCGGAUGAUGCACGACUUUGGAGCAUCUCGAAGUCAUACUAUUAUCAUGGAUCUUCCUCUGAGCCUUGACCCUCUCAAUACAAUGAAAGGCAAAGAGGUUGUAGCAUACGAUCCGAAAAAACCUUCACGGUUUGGAGUGUUCCCGCGCAAUAAACCGUCCAGCGUGCGUUGGUUUCAUACAGCUCCAUGCUGUAUCUUUCAUACUGCGAAUACCUGGGAUUCUCAUUCCAGUGACGGUAGGAAGUCUGUUAACCUUCUUGCUUGUCGGAUGACUUCCUCUACGCUAGUAUACACAGCAGGAAAUAUUCGGCCUCCAGUAAGGCCUACGUCUACCCGAGCGCGGGACUGGUCAGUCGAGAAGAAGGAAACGGCCUGCAGAUACAAAGAAGCUCCUACACUUGAGUCGCCUGGGGAAGCAACUGGUCUGACCGAUUACUUCUCCACUACAGAGUCCGAUGACUACGACCAAUGCCGACUGUACUAUUACGAAUUUGACAUGGCGACCAAAUCUCAGAACAGUGUCAAGAGCCAGUGGGCUCUCUCUGCGAUACCUUUCGAGUUUCCUUCUGUAUGUCCAGACCGAGAAAUGCAAGAGGCUCGUUACAUCUACGGCUGCAGCACGUCAACUUCCUGCUUUGGUGUUGCUCUCGGACGAGCUGACAAGGUCGAUCUGCUUAUCAAGAUGGAUGCCAAGACCCUCAUUCAACGUGGAAAGAAGAUGGACACAACGCCUAUCACUGGGUGUGUCGAUAGACGGUCAGUUAGCGAGAUUCUUGAAGAGAAGAGGAAGGAUGAUCCUAUAAAGAUAUUUCGUCUUCCGCCGAACCACUACGCUCAAGAGCCGCGGUUUGUUCCUAGAGAUUCUUCAACUGCGGAGGACGAUGGAUAUCUGCUCUUUUAUGUCUUCGACGAGUCUCAACUCCUGCCUUCUGGGGAUUGUCCCAAAUCUGCGAGGUCUGAGUUGUGGAUUCUUGAUGCUCAGAACAUGCGUGAUGUUGUGGCCAAGGUUCAGCUUCCCCAACGAGUACCAUACGGUCUGCACGGAACUUGGUUCUCUAGUGAGGAUAUUGAAGGUCAACGGGUUGUGAAGUCUUUGAGAAGCUUGGAAGAGGUGCAAAGGAAGAAGGAUGGUUGGGUGAAUAAUGGAGGACAGAUAAGGAAGUCAUGGAUGGUGCUGCGGGAGAAGUUGGAGACAGCUGUCGGAUGA
This is a messenger RNA of Fusarium musae, 2097 nucleotides long. RefSeq lists its product as uncharacterized. Bases 1 to 2097 code for a protein of 698 amino acids. Gene Ontology annotation, molecular function: carotenoid dioxygenase activity. The record is from RefSeq and is a predicted model, not a curated record. Lineage: Eukaryota; Fungi; Ascomycota; Sordariomycetes; Hypocreales; Nectriaceae. The transcript has 2 exons. Gene Ontology annotation, biological process: carotene catabolic process.